CGUCGAGCGCUUCGCCACCGCCCGCCGGACUACGAGGCGCCCCCUGAGGGGCGGAGGAAUCGGGCCUGGGGAGCGGGCGCUGAGGGAGGAGCCAGGUCGGAGCUGCUGAGGGCCCUGGCGAGGAGGUGGAGGGCUGAGGCCCGGAGGAGGCCCCGCCGCGAUGGGCAACCUGGAGAGCACCGACGGCGGCCCGGGCGAGCCGCCCUCAGUCCCGCUGCUGCUGCCGCCCGGCAAGACGCCGAUGCCCGAGCCGUGCGAGCUGGAAGAGAGAUUCGCCCUAGUGCUGAGCUCUAUGAACCUGCCUCCUGACAAGGCCCGGCUGCUGCGACAGUAUGACAACGAGAAGAAGUGGGAUCUGAUCUGUGACCAGGAAAGAUUUCAAGUGAAGAAUCCUCCCCACACCUAUAUCCAGAAACUCCAGAGCUUCUUGGACCCCAAUGUGACGCGGAAGAAGUUCAGGAGGAGAGUCCAGGAGUCAACCAAAGUCCUCAGGGAGCUGGAGAUCUCACUUCGCACCAAUCACAUUGGGUGGGUAAGGGAGUUUCUCAAUGAUGAGAACAAAGGCCUGGAUGUGCUGGUGGAUUACCUGUCGUUUGCCCAGUGUUCUGUCAUGUUUGACUUUGAGGGUCUGGAGAGUGGUGAUGAUGGUGCAUUUGACAAGCUCCGGUCCUGGAGCAGGUCAAUCGAGGACCUGCAACCGCCCAACGCCCUGUCGGCCCCCUUCACCAACAGCCUCGCUCGCUCUGCGCGCCAGUCCGUGCUCCGGUACAGUACUCUCCCUGGCCGCCGGGCCCUGAAGAACUCCCGGCUGGUGAGCCAGAAGGAUGAUGUGCAUGUCUGCAUCCUUUGUCUCAGAGCCAUCAUGAACUAUCAGUAUGGCUUCAACUUGGUCAUGUCCCACCCCCACGCUGUCAAUGAGAUUGCACUUAGCCUCAACAACAAGAAUCCAAGGACCAAAGCCCUGGUCUUGGAGCUGCUGGCAGCUGUGUGUUUGGUGCGGGGAGGUCAUGAAAUCAUCCUUGCUGCCUUUGACAAUUUCAAAGAGGUGUGCAAAGAACUGCAUCGCUUUGAGAAGCUAAUGGAGUAUUUCCGGAAUGAAGACAGCAACAUUGACUUCUUGGUGGCCUGCAUGCAGUUCAUCAACAUUGUGGUACACUCGGUAGAGGACAUGAACUUCCGGGUCCACCUGCAAUAUGAGUUUACCAAGUUGGGGCUGGAGGAAUUCCUACAGAAGUCAAGGCACACGGAGAGCGAGAAAUUACAGGUGCAGAUUCAGGCAUACCUGGACAAUGUGUUUGACGUGGGGGGCUUAUUGGAGGAUGCGGAAACCAAGAAUGUAGCCCUGGAAAAGGUGGAAGAACUGGAGGAGCAUGUGUCUCAUCUCACAGAGAAGCUUCUGGACCUGGAGAAUGAGAAUAUGAUGCGGGUGGCAGAACUGGAGAAGCAGCUGCUACAGCGGGAAAAGGAGCUGGAGAGCAUCAAGGAGACAUACGAGAACACAAGCAACCAGGUGCACACCCUUCGGAGGCUCAUUAAGGAGAAGGAGGAGGCCUUCCAGCGCCGAUGCCACCUGGAGCCAAGUGCCCGGAGCCUGGAAUCCAUGGGUGGGAGCGAGGCCCUAGCCAGGGUAGGCCCUACAGAGCUGACUGAAGGCUCGACACCCUCCGACCUGGACCUGCUGGCUCCAGCCCCACCUGCUGAGGAGACUCUUCCUCUGCCUCCUCCACCAGCCCCGCCUUUGCCCCCACCCCCUCCUCCACUACCAGACAAAUGUCCCCCUGCCCCACCUCUUCCUGGUGCUGCUCCUUCUGUGGUGUUGACAGUGGGCCUGUCUGCCAUUCGCAUCAAGAAACCUAUCAAGACCAAGUUCCGGCUGCCAGUCUUCAACUGGACAGCACUGAAACCCAAUCAGAUCAAUGGCACUGUCUUCAGUGAACUUGAUGAUGAGAAGAUCUUGGAGGACUUAGACCUGGACAAGUUUGAAGAAUUAUUUAAGACAAAAGCCCAGGGUCCUGCCCUUGACCUCAUCUGCUCCAAGAAUAAGACAGCACAAAAGGCUGCCAGCAAGGUGACCCUUUUGGAAGCCAAUCGUGCCAAGAACCUGGCUAUCACCCUUCGCAAGGCUGGGCGCACAGCUGAGGAGAUCUGCAGGGCCAUCCACACGUUUGACUUACAGACACUACCUGUAGACUUCGUGGAAUGCCUGAUGCGCUUCCUGCCUACAGAGGCUGAGGUGAAACUGUUGCGGCAGUAUGAGCGAGAACGACAGCCCCUAGAGGAGCUGGCAGCUGAGGACCGCUUCAUGUUGCUCUUCAGCAAGGUGGAACGGUUGACCCAGCGAAUGGCUGGCAUGGCCUUUCUGGGCAACUUCCAGGACAAUCUGCAGAUGCUCACACCGCAACUGAAUGCCAUCAUUGCAGCCUCUGCCUCCGUCAAGUCCUCACAGAAACUGAAGCAGAUGCUGGAGAUCAUUCUUGCAUUGGGGAACUACAUGAACAGCAGCAAGCGAGGUGCUGUAUAUGGCUUCAAGCUCCAGAGCCUGGACCUGCUGUUAGACACCAAGUCCACUGACCGGAAAAUGACACUGCUGCACUUCAUCGCCUUGACGGUGAAGGAGAAAUACCCAGAGUUGGCUAACUUCUGGCAGGAGCUGCACUUUGUGGAGAAGGCUGCAGCAGUGUCCCUGGAGAACGUGCUGCUAGACGUCAAAGAGCUGGGCCGGGGAAUGGAGCUGAUUCGGCGGGAAUGCAGCAUUCAUGACAACAGCGUUCUGCGAAACUUCCUUAGUACCAAUGAAGGCAAACUGGACAAGCUCCAGCGUGAUGCCAAAACUGCUGAGGAGGCCUACAAUGCAGUUGUGCGCUACUUUGGCGAGAGUCCCAAGACCACACCUCCCUCUGUAUUUUUCCCAGUAUUUGUCCGAUUCAUUCGUUCUUACAAGGAAGCAGAACAAGAGAAUGAAGCCCGUAAGAAACAAGAGGAGGUAAUGCGGGAGAAGCAGCUGGCUCAGGAAGCCAAGAAGCUGGAUGCCAAGACUCCAUCCCAGCGGAACAAAUGGCAGCAGCAGGAGCUGAUUGCAGAGCUGAGGCGGCGCCAAGCUAAGGAACACCGGCCUGUUUACGAGGGGAAGGAUGGUGCCAUUGAGGACAUCAUUACAGUGUUGAAGAGUGUCCCUUUCACGGCCCGUACUGCCAAGCGGGGCUCACGCUUCUUCUGUGAUGCAGCUCACCAUGAUGAGUCAAACUGUUAGCCCUCACAGGGCCCUGACAGGUACUGGGCACUACAGCUGCCCUCUCAUGCCUUGGAAUCACUGGUAGCGUCUCCCAGUGAUGGAGACACACUUUGCAUGCUGCAUGAUCUGAGAAACACAGCGUAUCCCUGCAUGUGUCCCCCCCCACUAAUUUGUCCUAGCUACUAAGAUCCAAGGGCUAAGGUGUCUCUGGGCCAGGGUUGGGAGCUAUGCCAGAGCAGGCAAGACCUAAUGAUUUGUAUUACUGAGGCUCCAUUCACAGACCCAAGAUAUCUUGGGUCCUGGGCUCCCUUAGGGCCCUCCUAAGAGCUCUGGCAGUAGCUCCUAUUCAAGGAUAGAUGUCCUUUGACCUCUGCUACUUGACAUCUAGUUGACUUACAGUCUUUUCCUGGGUGGUCUUUAGUUUCCUAUGCUAUCCUCUGAAAAGAGCUCCAGCAGUUUUUCUAGCUGGUCCUUAAGCCUCCCUCCAAGAUCCUCCCUUACCUUCUUCAUGGAUGACUACUUCCUCAGGUGCUGUCCUGCUCAGUCUCCCUGCCUGUUCACUGUUCAUGCGCUUGUUUUCCCCACAGGCUUCAACCAUCAUCAACCCAUGGUCACUCACAGCCAAGCCAGGAGUGAGUGCUGUACCACCCAGUGGCCCUCCUCGGGCUCCAGGUCCCCAUUGAGAUCCUCUUGGAGGCAGGAGUACUAUAAUUCUCAGAGUCCUGCAGACGUGGACAGUGAACCCAAAGCCCAGGGCCCGGCAGAAGGCUAUGUUGUCCCAGCUGCAGCUGCUCCAGCUCUAAGGCUGACUCGUCCCUGUGCCACUGUGGGCACUAGGUCUGUAGGGGCCUAGCAUUCUCCUAGUGCCCCACCCGCAAAGUGCACUUUGCCCCCAGUCUUCAACUUCAGUUCCUGAAGGGGUCAGUUCAGGGCUGGGAAAAACCACUUCCAACUUCAGCUCAUUGAGGGUACACAGUCUCUCCCCUAGAGUCUCAUGGGAUAAGAGGAGGAGGAUGUACAUCCCAUGAGAAAUACUGAUCGCCCCGCCCCCAGCACACACACACAGCACUAGUCUAGAGAGUGUUCAGAUUGAUGGACCCUUGGACUCUGCCAAUAUUGUACUGCAGGAGCUUCUUGCUCCACUUCCUUAAAACCAAAGUGUUGUGGGAGAAGAUUUGAGGCUUUCAAAAGUGGAAAGGGAAGGGCUAACGUUUAACAUGGAGAGUGGGUGGCAGUGGGACCAGCUGACCCCUGGUGGCCACCCUCUGGAUGGGCACUUCCUGCUCCAAACAAUGACAGGAAGGGCCUGGACCCCACCCUGCCCACUGUCUUCCCACUGACUGAAGAGCAGAAGCACUGUCUGUACCAGCUCCAAGAUUGCUAGAGGAAGGAUGUGCCAGCAGGCUCACCUUCCUCAGCCUGUGGAUUCUGGCCCAGGAACGGGCAACAGAGGAGCCUCACAGACUGACUGCUCAAUUCCCUGCUGGGCUUCCUGACCCUGGAAGGGAAUGCAGGGCACUUUGUCUUGUACAUGUACCAUUUCCUUCCUUGUACAUAAACCCCAGACCUCUCAACAAA
Messenger RNA from Rattus norvegicus (Norway rat), 4810 nucleotides. Lineage: Eukaryota; Metazoa; Chordata; Mammalia; Rodentia; Muridae. The record is from RefSeq and is a predicted model, not a curated record.